Messenger RNA from Hyalella azteca, 6723 nucleotides. RefSeq lists its product as uncharacterized. The transcript has 10 exons. Lineage: Eukaryota; Metazoa; Arthropoda; Malacostraca; Amphipoda; Hyalellidae. The coding region runs from base 406 to 3153 and encodes 915 amino acids. The record is from RefSeq and is a predicted model, not a curated record. Gene Ontology annotation, cellular component: Golgi cisterna membrane. Gene Ontology annotation, molecular function: glucuronosyl-N-acetylgalactosaminyl-proteoglycan 4-beta-N-acetylgalactosaminyltransferase activity.
UUCAGGUUUACUGCAGCACUUGUUUUGCCAAGCCAUUUUUUAUACUUGAGCAAAUACAGUUAUCACUUUUAACGCGUCCGACUUGUGCUUCCUUGUUCCGUUCUUCGUCCAGUGAAACUGUGCAUAUUUCUGUAUUGAUUCCCUUAUGCAGCUUUUAAGUGGGAAAAAUCACAUAGAUUAAAAUUUUGAUUGAAAUUGAUGCAUCCGAACAAUCAGAGCUGAUCAAAGUCUAGUGUGUGGUCGGGUUAUCAAAAAGUAGAUUUUGCGAUAAGAAAAAUCGAACUCUUGCACGUAGAAUUUUUCUUCAAUCUGCUUCAUGAGCGCUACAACGACGGCGAUGCGACCUUCUUUUUCAAGCACGGAUGAUGGUGCUUGUGGUGCGCUGGUGCGGCGGUGCAGGUGGUGAUGGUGCUUGUGGUGCGGGCAGGCCGUGUGGUGGUGAGAAGCUGGCAGCGUUUGGCGAUUGUGGUGAUAAUCACCACAGCAGCCUGCUCUCUCAUCUUCAUCAACCGGUGUAAACUGGCGACAAACUCCUACGCUGAGCCGCUUUUCUCCGAGCUCGAUGACCCAAGUUCAGCUCUGUCCGCCCGAGCUCCAUUGCGCCCCCAGCACCGACCGCGGUCUUUGGCCAUAAACCUCCCACCCUCCCACGACGAACUGCGCAUAAUCCGUGAUACUUUACAUCCAUUUCCAGACUCAUCUUUUCUGUUCCGUGACGCACCUCAUCAAUUACGUGACGCACCUCACUCAAUCCGCGACGCACAUCAUCAGUUUCGUGACUCAUCUCAUCCAUUACGAGACGCAACUUUCACUGCCCGCGACACAUCCCAAGCACUUGAUGCAGAGCCUCUUCUACUGCAUGAAGCGUCGUAUUUGGCCAAGCAGACCUUUCCGUCAAUUCGUAAAGUAUCUAAUCAUCCUCAUCCCGAAGGGUCUAGUAUAAUUCCUGAAGCUCCGAACUCCGCUGCCGAGAUUUCCCACUCUAAACUUUACGCAGCAAACAAGCCCCAUGUCCGUCUGGGAGUUGCCACCGACAUUGAUGGCAGUAGAGCAUCACCGGCGCCAUUUGGCCGUGUCUCUCUCGGUCAUGACGUUCAGGCCGCCCUUUCUGAAGACGAGGAGCAGAGAGCUGCUUACAUACGCCAUCUGCUGCUGCAGAUAGCCUCUCUGCAGCAGGAGGUGGCAGCACUUCGCACGGCUCGUACGCGCUCAGGAGCUGCUACUAACACGCCUCUGAGUACGGCAGCCAGAACCACUCCUAACCUUAUCCAACGAGAGCCAUUAAGGUCAUUCCCCGCCAGCAAAGACCCAGCAAGCGAGGACCAGUCCGGUCACACCGUCCGGCGUCACGGCUCAUCUUUCUCCGCGUCAUCCUUCCCCAGCGAUGGUCACCACAACGCCUCGCAGGGUGUGCCCAUGUCCGCAGAAGCAGCUUGCUCGGCCACCCUCCAGCAGCAGAUUCUGCAGAGUGAAGUCGUCAGGGGCCUGCCUCUUAAUAACGAGUACGAGGUGGUGCCGUUCUCACACUUCAGUUGGUCCCGAGUGUACCCCUCUGAGUUGGGUCUCGGCAAGCGCGUCGUAGAGAAGCCUAUUGGGUAUCGGCGUAAAGACGUCCUUGCUGCGCUCACUGCCGCCCUCGACCAUCUCAACGCAUAUCAAAACCACGGCUACAGAUAUUCGAUGGACGAUUUUGUGGAGGGCUCAUUCCGGACCAUCCCCACCGCCGGAACUCAAUACGAGCUUGUUUUCCGAGACAGCUUCCGCAACAACGAAAACAAGAACAACAAUUCUUCGAUUAUGAAGAACAGUUACGACGGGAGAGUGUUGAGUAAAUCUAGCGAAGCUGUUGAAGAAGUGAAUUCAAGAGCUACGCGUAAGGAGGGCAGUGAAAAAAGUGGCAUUAUUUCUAACCCAACCAAGAGCAUUGUGAAAAGUCAUAAAAACACUGAAAAAACUAGUUCUAGUUUUUAUAAUAUUACAAAUAAUUCUCGUAAGAUUAAAGCCGAUCAUAAUCUCACUAAACUGGAAGCCGAUUUCACUGGCAGCAACAAAGUAAAUAAUAUCUCUGCCACAUCGAGUGUACAAGGUAAUCUUGGUGAGAGUGAUAACAGAAGUCGUAGAAAAUUAAUACCUGACGUAAAUAUUUCUAAAAACAUAAGUUCUAGCGGGAAGUCCUCGCGUUCUCCGUCUAGCGGAAAUGCUCUCAAGAUCGUCACGCUGGUCAGGCCCUUCGCCCCCAUCACCGUCGUCAAGAGCAGGACCAACACCGCGCGCCAGCUGAUCAACAUAAUUCUGCCGCUGUCAGGCCGGCUGCAGACGUUCCAACGCUUCAUGACGAAGCUGACUACGGUGAUCCUGCCUCACGACCGCCGCAUCUUCCUGACGGUGGUCUACUUCGGCGACGACGGUCUUCAGCGUGCACGCAACAUCAUCACGAAGGCCUCACGCGACGCCAGCUUCAGGAUGGUGAAGCUGCUCACGCUCAACGAAACUUUCUCGAGAGGCAAAGCCCUACAGGUGGGAGCCCAGCACUGGUCAGGGGGCGACGUGCUGUUGUUCAUGUGCGACGUCGACGUGGUCUUCAGCACUCGCUUCCUCGACCGCUGCCGCAUGAACGCCGAGCCUGGUCGCUCCGUGUACUAUCCUGUCAUCUUCUCCCUCUACAACCCCGGCCUCGUCUACCCUAUUCAGGGCAAACCUAUUCCUGAGGACCUGGACCAGCUGGUUAUCUCGAGGGACACGGGCUUCUGGCGCGACUUUGGUUACGGGAUGACUUGUCAAUAUCGCUCCGACUUUCUUAGCGUCAACGGCUUCGACCAAGAGAUCGUCGGCUGGGGAGGGGAAGAUGUCCUGCUAUACAGAAAGUACGUACGCUCGUCGCUGGCCGUGGUUCGCUCCACCGACCCAGGCAUCUUCCAUCUGUGGCACCCGAAGCUGUGCUCCUCAGCGCUGCCGGGCGACCAGUACCGCGCAUGCCUCAGCUCCCGCGCCCUCAGUGAAGCUUCGCACGCUCAUCUUGGUUUGGUCGCCUUCAAAAAGGACCUAGAAAAGCAUCCUGUUGGCUCACAAAUUUUGCCCGGCAUCAGUGCCGCCGAGAAAAAUCUUAAUACUGCUGCUGCUGGAGGCUCAUAUCAGGCCACCGGUGAAAUCUGAGGCAGUCUUCUGUGUGUAGUAUGAGAUAAAAGUCUACUAUUCGUCAUGCAUUGAAGUCAACUUCCAACUGCGAUAUGAUGUUAAAUCAACAAAAAAUUGGAUGAAAGUUUAAAAUUUGCAAAAUUUAAUCGAAUCGCACUACAUAUAUACUGAUUUUAAUAUCUUAUGCUAUUUCAUGGAUUCUUCUAUCAAAGUGGAAAACAUUGCAUCGAUUGAAGCGCUUUGCUGCGAUUGCUGAUUUUUUCAUAUGGUUACCGAAGUACAAAUUCUUCUAUUUAAAUCAACUUCAUUAGCUAGAACUAUUAAGCGCGAGGUAGCCAUGGAAUGACAAACACGUGGUUACUUGAACAAGUCCUUCGUGAUUCACAUUCAUGAUUGACAGGCGAUUGGUUAUAGACUAAUGAAUUGUCCACACGAGGGCAUUUUAAUGAGUCUUAUGAACUUUACAGCUCACACUACAUUGCGAUUAAUGCAGGGCAUUUUUUCCAACGCGGUGUUGGCCAAGUUAUGUUUUGUCGAAUUCUAAAUUCCGUUAAAGUUUUUUGAUCAACUACUGUAAUGUCCUCAUAGAUUAAAAAAAUCUUCCUCGUUCGAGAGACUCGUUUAUUCACAUGCUAACGGUAUAAUAUUUACCAAUGCGUGAGUACGUUGUAGAGACGUCUCCGUGUUCUCAUUUCACUUAGUGGAAAACGUCUAGAGACAUAUUGUUAAGGUGUGAUUUAUCGAUAGUCUAUAAGAACUAAUUUCAGGAAAAUAUGAAAGUUUUGACGAAUCAGCCUGAGAAACUCAAAUAGAGAUUUUCAUAUACCCUAUUUUAUACCAGACCGGUCACAACAAGUGGCCGUUGGAUACCGAAUGACUUUGAUGACUCAACAUUAACCGUUCAAUAGGAACCAUGCGCAGACUUUGACUAAUAUUAGCUAUGACUUUUCUAAAUCCAUUGCAUUAAGUCUUUGUGCCCCAACAAGUCACCUGUUAAAGUUCUGGCACAAAAAUUAUUGUUGAGUUCUGAUUGCCAACUAGUCUUGCUUCAAGUCCGUAGUACCAUUUACCAUGAUUAUGUGCACAGAAAUAAAGUGUGCCGGAACACGCAAUUAGAGUAUUGGGUCUCUCAUUGUCAAUUGGGCAUCGAUAACUCACAUGGCAUUCUUGAAAGAUAAAAUACCCUGAGAAUAGCGGCAUAAUCGCUAAAGCCAUUUGUUCGAAAACGUUCUCUUACAUCGAGGAGAGCAGAUGAUUUCUAAGCUGCUCGUGGUGUUAGGUCAGUUUUUAUUAUUAAAUUAUCUUCGUUGUGUGCCAAGUCAGGAUCUUUGAUGAAAUGUUUAUCUUAUGAGCGUGUAGUCUAUCAAGCACAGACGAGUAUAUGGGAACCUUUAAAAACUUAAGGAAUGCCGUUUAUCAAUGUUUGAUGUUUACUGAAAUAACAUAUCGAUCGAUGUGCGGAAGCGAAUUUUAAUUCUGAUGCCGAAUACAAUUUUUUACUGAACGCAAAUUAUAUACCAUUUUCUAUGGCAUGUACUUUUAAGCUUUUACUAAAACCAAUGAGAAAGUUUCGUGUAAUUCUUGCGCAACGAAUGAAGAAACAAGAAAUUGUUAUUUUUUAAUAUAUAAUGGCUUUCGAGAUUCGUUUCCGUUGCCCAAUACGUAUGCUACUUUAAAUUAAUUAAUUUAUAACGUAGUCAGUAUAAUUUUUAUGAUCCCCUUGGAGGUAAAAAGGACUUUAAUUUAUAUUUUUUCAGGUAAUACCAGUGCUCCAGACAAGAUGUUUCAUUCGACAUUGAUGUUGCAGAGCCGUUGUUGUUUCCUGAUAACAAUGAACAUCCCUGAAAUGUCUUGGCUUUCAUAUUCUCUAUAUAUAAAAUGUCUCUAAUUUUUUUAGAGACAAUGAGUCUAUUUAAAUGUGGGAUCAGCCCUCACUCUUUUUAUCGAGAACGUGAAAUUACAUAUUGAUCUCUUCGAAAAUUUUGUGGCAGAUAUAUGCCUGAUAAAACCGACGUUCAAAUAUUUAUCUAUUUGUCUCAAAAUAAUGGGCAUGUUUCCUGACGCAGAAUUAUUAACGGAUGCUCAAUCAAGCAAGGAUCGCUGCUCUCGAAUAAUCAAACAAUUGUGAAUCAUUUGCUCUCUGACGAUCAAUCAGUUAUCUUGCCACUUAGUAAGCCGUGUAAUCGAAAAUGAAUCGUUACGUGUAAUACUUCGUCUAAAUUUAAUCUAUGAGCUUUAAACGCUUAAUAAAGUCAUAAUUUCACCCUAAUUUGAUAAGCAAUUCAAAAGUUAUCAUGUUCUGCAUCAUAGUUUAUGUGGUUCAAGUAGCAGUUAAUCGGCAACGUUAUUAAUAAGAGUUUGGCUACGGUCUAAAAUAUUUAUUCUCAUGGAUGUUAAGUGUUACUAGAGAAUAGCCUUAUUAUCUGUCUUAAUACGUGUGGUGUACGCUGUGUCUUCCAUUAUUCUCUUAACUUAUAAGUAUGAUAACUUGAACCCUUCUACACACACUCUACACCGAUACCGCUGACUUCCCUAUAACAAAAACCAUCUCCACCGAGCCUGCCUCCUUAUACCGAGUAGCUGCUAUUCAUGUAUAAUUUUUUUUACCAGAGUGAGCGGUUUUGAUGUAGAGUUUUAAACGACAUUAAAACGCCGAGAUGGCAAUUUUGACCGUAUUUUUAUUACUUGGUUAAUGUAUUUGUGUACCGAAUGUAUGUAUCAGUGGUGUGUUCGUUAAAAGCAUCUGAUGUUACUCUAAAUUAUUCGUAUAUUAGCUAGUUUAUAACUUGGAGAAAAUACCAAUACGAGAAAAAUUCGUAAUUUUCAAGCCUGUGGUUUCUAUUUGCAUUCAAUAUUAUGAAUUAAGUUUUUCGUUUGAAAAAAAAAAAAUAGUUUUUUUUAAUUUGAUUUGGUUAUUGGUAUUCGUUUUCAAUUAGUUCAGCGAUUAUUUGAUAUUCAAAUAUUCUGGCCGACUAAUGCAAUCAUCCUCCAAGGCCAAUUAGCCAACUCAGUCAUGUCUUUCAAACGACCCUUGUAUACUGGAAACUUUAAACCCUAAAUUACUCUUAGGUUUCAAAUUUACGUUGUGAAUAUGGAUUCCAAAUGAGACGGCUGCAGGCGCCUCUUGUGUUGCUGGCUGCCGUUUGGCUACAAUAUUUGAUAUUCCGGUCCCAUGUCGAGACCCAAUCGAAGGCCAACUUUAAUAACUCGACUGUUGAGCGGCGUUUUGAACAUCUCGACUUGAAAAUAUCACUUGAGCAUCGCCUGUGUUCUGCUUAUCUUUCGGUGUCUAUCUGUGCCAAAAUACUUUUCCUACUUUGAUGCUAUUUUUUAAUGGUCGUCAAUUUUAUUUAUUUGAUCCAUGAUAACUGCCAAUUUUUAGGCUUGCCCGUUGUUAGACUAGGAACAACGCUUCUCCAUUUUUCGAAAAAUUUAAAGUAAUAAGAUAUAUCUCCAGAAACGAGGAGUUUCAACGUUCAGCAUUAUUGAAGACUUGAGUAAAGCUUCUUAAUAUUAUUCUCUUGACUAUAGGUUGAUUUAAAGCGAAAGAGCAUUAUAAUUAGGUUUAAUAAAAAUGUCAAAGACAAG